AUGACUUUUCAGAUUAAAAGUUACCAACCACAGCACACUUGUGUGAUGGUUAAAAACUGUGCUAAAGCCACAUCUGACUGGAUGGUCAAAAAGCUGGUUGGUGUCAUGAGAGAUCAUCCUAAUAUGACCAGCAAAGGUGUAGAGGCAGAGUUGAGGAAGUAUGGUGUGAAGCCAACUAAAAUACAGAUUUUCAGAGCUAAGAACAAAGCACUUGUUGAAAUAGAAGGCACACAUGCUGAAUCUUAUUCUAAACUUCCAAAAUAUGCUGAACUCUUUAGAGCUCAAAAGCUGGGAUUCCUAGAAGAUUGUAGGCCUUUUGUGGGAUUUGAUGGAUGUUUCUUGAAGGGGCCAUUUGGAGGUGUGCUUAUGACAGCAGUUGCUUUGGAUGCAAACAAUAGUGUAUUUCUAAUAGUAUUUGCUGGAUUGAAUCUUGCUUAUGAGGAGAUAUUUCCUGAUGCAAUUGGACGGCAUUGUUAUGGGCAUAUAUACAGCAAUUUCAAGUCUCAAUUUCCAAGUAUAUUACAUAGAAGUUUCUUUUGGAAGGUAGCAAAAAGUUAUGAUGUUGUUGGCUAUAAUGAACCAAUGGCAAGUAUUAAAGAUAUUAACAGAGAGGCUUGGAAAUAUCUGGAUAAAAUUCCAAAAAGUUUCUGGUGUAGGCAUGUUUUCUCACCUCAAUUUAAGUGUGAUCAUGUCACAAAUAAUAUCAUUGAAUCCUUUAAUAAUUGGGUUAGUGAUCUUAGAGGAAAGCUUAUACUGACAUUAGUGGAUGGUUUGAGGAGAAAGUUCAUGAAAAACCUGCACAAGAGAUACCAGAAAGGUUGCACCUUGACUGCUAAUAUCACUCCUAGAAUUGCUGAGAAACUCACAGAAAUUAGCCAAGCAUCAAGAAAAUGUGAGAUGUAUAUGGCUAGUGAAGACACAUUCGAGAUUGGUGAUCUGGAUAGAAGCUACAUAGUUGUUCUGAGCAAGAAGUUUUGUGAUUGUGGUGUUUUUCAGAUAUCUAGAAUUCCAUGUAAACAUGCAGCACUAGGAAUUAUGUACAGGAGAGAAAAAUUGGAACAUUACUAUGAAGCUUGGUUCACAAAAGACAUGUAUUUGAAGGCAUACUCUGCAAUGAUUCAUCCUAUUCCUGAUGUGAAGAGAUGGCUAGCUAUGCCUGAUUUGCUCCCAAAAACUGUGUUGCCACCUCCUUUGCGAAGAGCUCCUGGUAGACCAAGAGUAAAUCAAAGAAGGGAAGCUGAUAAGGGAGCUUCUUCUUCACAACCAAAAAGGUCAAGUACUCUCAAGUGUAGAAAUUGUGGAGCUGCAGGUCAUAAUAAGAGGGCCUACAAAGGACCACCUGUUCAAAAAAGGACUGCAAACAGAACCCCUACUGAACUGAUGACAAAUAGAAGAGACAGACCAGGCAGAGGAAUGGCCAGCACAAGCUUAUUAGGAGCUGUUCUUCGGAAUUAUGUAUGCAGAGGUUUCCAGAGCCUUACAAAUACUCUCAUUUUACGGGAUCAUGCAGAAGGAAAUGUACCUAUAGUUCAUUCCAAUCAAGGGAGCAAUCCUAGUCCUACUGAUCAUAAUGGAGGUGUUAACGUGUAG
Molecule: messenger RNA, 1590 nt
Organism: Coffea arabica (coffee)
Lineage: Eukaryota; Viridiplantae; Streptophyta; Magnoliopsida; Gentianales; Rubiaceae
Molecular function (GO): zinc ion binding
Source: RefSeq, a predicted model, not a curated record